Botrytis porri is the source of this 1080-nucleotide messenger RNA. RefSeq lists its product as uncharacterized. The record is from RefSeq and is a predicted model, not a curated record. The transcript has a single exon. Lineage: Eukaryota; Fungi; Ascomycota; Leotiomycetes; Helotiales; Sclerotiniaceae. Bases 1 to 1080 code for a protein of 359 amino acids.
AUGGCUACCACUACCAAUGACUCCUUCUUCGAUCAUCAGGUUGCAGCUGAAGAUACAAAUCCAAAAGUUUCUGCAGUUACGAAAAAUGUUGAUCAAGUUCCACCAAGCACCAUUGAGCCCUUUUUACAAAAAGCCUUGGAAAGUUCUUUCAAUACAGGAGAGACCCCAGCAUGCCUCUUUUCACCCAUCUCAGAAAGCGAUUGCAAUAUUAUUCCGCACAAUAGCUCGAUCUCAUGGCCAAUUCUCAAAUCAAAUGCCAGAAACAAUAUCCUUCUCUAUCCAGGCUCUUUCAACCCACCCCACCAAGGUCAUCUAGCCACGAUCCGCUAUUUUUCGGAGCGUCGCGAGCAACUCGGUAUCACCACUAUGUUCCUCUUCGUGGAUCCUGGUUCGAUUGUCAAAGGCAGAAAGAAGAAAUGGGGUGAUAUUGUCCUUCCACAAAAUUUCCGCUACGAAAUUUUCUACAAAGUCCCAGAGAUUUCUCAACUCGUUGCAUCUGGAUGGCUUCAGCUCUUGGUGGGAGACAUGGAUAAUCACAUUAAGGUUUUACGGGCGACAACUGAUUUGAUUUCGGAAUCUGGCUAUGCCGUUAAGUUGGUAGGACUUCUGGGUGGGGAUAAGUUGACGGUGGAAAGCGCGCCACAUGUACAUCCGGGAAACUUGCAGGAAUGGGGUCCGGUUGAUGAAUUUCUUAUCAUUAAUGCAAGGAGGCCAGUUGACUUCUUUGAUCCGAAGACAGAGAAGAUUCCAAGAGAUUUACCAGGUUGUACAAAAUGGGAGAGAGAUACGGAGAAGUCUGAUGGGAUAGAGGAGAUCAUCGACGAUGGGGCCGGAUUCUUGUGGACAUGUCAGGCCUUGACCAUUCCUGGGAAGCCGAUGAUACAAUUUCGUGCCUCACAACACAGUGCAUCAAAUGGUGUUAGUUCGACUAAGAUUCGACAGAUUAUGACCGAGGCGCUCGAUGUAAAGCUCAUGGAGGGACUAAAGGAUAAAGUCAUCAGUGCCGAGUUUUUGGUAGAGUGGUUGAUACUUCAGCGUAAGCAGGCAGGUGAGGUAUCCGAUGAAAAAGCGUUCCUUUAA